UUGUUCCUCCUCUCCGCCUGACACCGGCAGUCUGCUGUUUCUCCUCCGCAGUGGUGAAACUCCACCAGGUUGUGUCAACCAUGUUGGCGGUGUGUUUGAGGCUGCUUUUGCUCCUCCCCCUGGUUUGCUGUGUCCCCUCCCCCUCUAGACCGCCUGUCAGGCUCUGCAGACGAUGCUGCGACCACCAGGAGCCGCCACAAGCCACAGCCCAAUACCAGAUGCCAGAGGUCCGCACUGUCAUCAACAUGACCAUCCUCAAAGGUGAUAAAGGAGACAAAGGUGACAAAGGCACACCUGGAAAACCUGGUCUGGAGGGCCCUUCCGGCUACCGAGGACCCCUGGGCCCUAAAGGCAGCAAAGGCCAGGCGGGUGCUCCCGGGGACGCCUGCAAGAUCCCUCACUCUUCCUUCUCGGUGGGACGUCGAAAGUCCCUGCACAGCGUGGACUACUACCAGGCACUGGUGUUCGACACGGUGUUCGUCAACCUCCACGAGCACUUCAACAUGUUCAAGGGCAAGUUCUACUGCUACGUGCCGGGGAUCUAUUUCUUCAACAUCAACAUCCACACCUGGAACUUCAAGGAGACCUACCUCCACCUGAUGCACAACGACAACGAGCAGGUGAUCCUGUACGCUCAGCCCAGCGAGAGGUCCAUCAUGCAGAGUCAGAGCGUCAUGCUGGAUCUGGCUCUGAACGACGAGGUGUGGGUCCGGCUCUACAAGAGGGAGAGGGAGAACGCCGUUUACAGUGACGACGUGGAUGUUUACAUCACCUUCAAUGGAUACCUGGUGGCACCAAGCAUCCAGUGAGAACAGGACAGAGGGAAUAAUGGGAGGAUUGGCAGAAUCUCUGGGUCAAAUAUUUUUCUUUUUUUUUUUUUCUUUUUUUUUUUUUUAUUGCCGUGGAUACUGCUUUGUGCCGAGGAAGAAGAACUAACUAGAAGACAUUUACAAGUUUUGGUGCUUUUGAAAUAUUCCUCUCAGCCUGGAGAGGAACAUACUGUGCCCUCUUAAAUGUGGACCUGCCAAAAAUAUUAGAAUCAAAAGGAACAAUAAAAAAAAGGGGAAAAGGUAUCACAGCACACAAUUAGGAAAGAAUGUUGAAUUACUUCCUUUGCACUAGAAAUACACUUUUGUACAAAGCCAGACUUUUUUUUCUUCUUCUUUCUGUGCUGUGCUAGUUUUUCCUCUUGGGUUUCUCCUUUCAGGGACUUUGUGUAAAAAGUUUUAUCACUUAUCAGGAAUCAUAAAUCUGUGCAAUCAUUUAUAUAUUUGUGCCAUGAUGCUUCUUAACACGGGCAGAGUGCUGUCAUACCUUUCACUUCUUGCCUUUCAGAAGAACACUUUAAAGGGUCAGUUCACUCUACGCAACAAAAAAACAAAACAAAACAAACACAUUUUGCCACUUACCCUGAUGGUGUGUAACCAUGCAGAUAGUUCAGAUUGUAUUUGCUGAAGUUAAGAGCUCCUUCAACCUGAUGUAAUGAUGUUACAUCAUAAUACAUUAAACUGCUGCAGGAAAUUUGAAAGCGCUGUCUACCGACAGGCCCGCAACAAGAGGCUGGUAGAGUCCAUGACCCGGUCUGAAUUAUACUCAGUCUAAUUGCAUGUGAAAGGGUCACAUUUUAAUGCCACGUUGUGAAAUAGGACUUUCAAUUAUUUGUAUAAAUUAGCAUUUGAAACUAAUUAUUUUUUUGCAAUUAGUUUCUAUGAUAUUAUUAAUAGAUUGUUGCUCUUUUUGACCACGGUUACUUUUUAAUUGAUAGCACACCGUGCUUCUGCCGGUGUUGGUGACCAUAUUUUAGUUGGGGUCUAAUUAUCUUCUGGUCCAUGUGAAACCACUGAGACUGUGCUCUGAAACUGAGUUCAUACAUGAUUUGAGUAGGUUUUCCAGGGGUGUGUUUCGCAUCCAGACCAACAUUUUGGACAUUUUGUGGGGUGGAGGGUUAGGGUCUCACCUAUUAAACCUCCUCUGGAAGGAUCAGUGGUGAGAGGCGUCUUCUGGCUCUGGCCCACCCUCUCUUCUCUCGAUGUACUGUAGACUGUUCAUCUUUCAUUUUAAGGGUAACUGGAUGGCAGAGAUCAGAACGGUCUCACUGAGCAAAAAGAUAAAGCAAAGAGUUCAUUCCAUAUCAUCUGGACAUGGCACACCUCAACAUCUCUCUCUUGUGCCGUCUCACAGAUGUGUCACAGUGGAUAAUUACAGUGUGUCGACAGUCCUGACCCUUGAAUCUCUUCCUACAAAACCCUAAUCUAUAAAACUAAAGGACUUAAUUUAGAGACAGGUGGAAUUUUGUUUGUGGCUCUCAAAGCUUUUUAAAAUGACAUGUAGAUUGCUCAUCAGCAAUGUCUCUUUCCAGAAACAGUGAUGUGGUUAAUCAGGAUUAUCACUGUUAUAAUUUUACAUUGAGGCUAUUUUAAAACUGUCCAGAAUGGAAGCUCUAAAAAUCACUUUAAAUAAAACUAAUUAUCUGCAUCGCUAGGGCUAAGUGGAAAAAUAAAUAUUAGAAUUUUUUUAUUUCUGAACUGACCCUUUAAACAAGAACAUAUCCCAACAUAUCAAAAUAAUAAUAAUAUACAAAGGUGCUUUAUUAUCAAAUGCAGGAAUGCAUUAGGAUUUUUAAUGAUUAAAUAUCAUGUCUUCUUACUGCAGAGCAGUUUAUGUAAAUAUCUGUAUAAUAGCUCAUAUCUGUGCUACCAGUUGUGCUGUUGGGGCUGGACUUUGUAUGUUUUUAUUUGUAAACAAUAUUUCCUCCUUCACUAACCAAGUCUCUCUUUGUUCUGUAUCAGUGAACAGCAAAAAGACACUUGAUUAUAAAGAAAUUAAAAGUUUUCAUAAUUCCA
Seriola dumerili (greater amberjack) is the source of this 2843-nucleotide messenger RNA. RefSeq names its product complement C1q tumor necrosis factor-related protein 1-like (gene c1qtnf6b). Lineage: Eukaryota; Metazoa; Chordata; Actinopteri; Carangiformes; Carangidae. Gene Ontology annotation, molecular function: protein binding. The transcript has 3 exons. The record is from RefSeq and is a predicted model, not a curated record. The coding region runs from base 81 to 809 and encodes 242 amino acids.